GGAUAUUAAUAAAAGAUUUAUCCAAGGUCUUCCAUAUAUGGGAAAAUUCAUUUAGCGAUCUUUCCUUUCUUGAACAGCCUGCAGCACCAACUCUCUCUCUCUCCUCAGUCUUCUCCUCUUUCCAAUAUUGCUCCGAAAAUUUCCAGUUCAGACCUAAACUUCAGACCUAAGACCCCUCAACGAAGGGGGUAGGAAGAAAGAGAAGAUGAAGAUCAAGAUCAGAAAGAUCGACUACUUGCCGGCAAGGCAGGUGACCUUCUCAAAGAGGAGAAGGGGGAUUUUCAAGAAAGCUGGAGAGCUGUCGAUUCUGUGUGAAUCUGAAGUUGCUGUUAUAAUAUUUUCUCAAACUGGCAAGCUCUUUGAUUUCUCAAGCUCCAGCACCAAGGAUGUGAUUGCAAGGUACAAUUCACAUGUCGGUGGGGAAAAAUCGGAUCAACCCACGCUUCAUCAGCUACAGUUGGAGAAAGAAAACAAUAUCAGGCUGAGUAAGGAACUCGAGGAUAAGAGUUGCAAGCUUAGGCAGAUGAAGGGUGUGGACCUUGAAGACUUGGAUCUGGAUGAACUCCAGAAGUUAGAAAAAUUGGUGGAAGCAAGCCUUGGCCGUGUGAUUCAAACUAAGGAAGAAAAGAUUACAAGUGAUGUUAUGGCACUUGAGAAAAAGGGAGCUGAGCUGAUAGAAGCUAACAACCAGCUAAGCCAGAAGAUGGUGAUGUUACCCGGAGGAGAUAGUGAACCGGCGGAUAAUAUUGGAGAAGAAAGCGUGACAUCUGAAUCAGCCACAAAUGUCACCACCUUCUCCAACAGUUCUCUUUCCCUUGAAGAUGACUGCUCCGAUACCUUGUCUCUCAAACUGGGGUGA
Pyrus x bretschneideri (Chinese white pear) is the source of this 859-nucleotide messenger RNA. Its product is annotated as MADS-box protein AGL24. Gene Ontology annotation, molecular function: protein dimerization activity; RNA polymerase II cis-regulatory region sequence-specific DNA binding; DNA-binding transcription factor activity, RNA polymerase II-specific. The record is from RefSeq and is a predicted model, not a curated record. NCBI's taxonomy places the organism in Eukaryota, Viridiplantae, Streptophyta, Magnoliopsida, Rosales, Rosaceae. Gene Ontology annotation, biological process: positive regulation of transcription by RNA polymerase II. Gene Ontology annotation, cellular component: nucleus.